Trifolium pratense (red clover) is the source of this 738-nucleotide messenger RNA. RefSeq lists its product as uncharacterized. The coding region runs from base 1 to 738 and encodes 245 amino acids. The record is from RefSeq and is a predicted model, not a curated record. The transcript has a single exon. NCBI's taxonomy places the organism in Eukaryota, Viridiplantae, Streptophyta, Magnoliopsida, Fabales, Fabaceae.
AUGGCGGAAGCAACGAAGUAUAAUCACACAAAAGUUCCUAAAUUUGAUGGCUAUUACGAACAUUGGGCAAUGCUAAUGGAAAAUCUCAUACGAUCGAAGGAACUUUGGAGUUUAAUUGAACCAGGCAUCACGGCGGCGCCACCUGAUGCUACAGCUGAUCAAUUGCAAGCAAUUGAAGCACUCAAAUUGAAAGACUUGAAGGUAAAGAACUACCUCUUUCAAUCUAUUGAUCGUUCCAUUAUGGAAACGAUUCUUGUUCGAACCACAUCCAAAGACAUUUGGGAUGCUAUGAAACGCAAGUAUCAAGGUUCUACGAAGGUGAAACGUGCUCAUCUCCAAGCAUUGAAGCGUGAAUUUGAAGUUCUUGAAAUGAAAGAUAAUGAAUCAGUGGAACAGUACUUCUCAAGAACUCUUGCAAUUGCAAAUCGCAUGAGUGCACAAGGUCAAACACUGCAAGAAGUUGAAGUUGUUGAAAAGAUCUUGCGAUCUAUGUCCUCAAAAUUCAAUUAUGUGGUUUGCUCCAUAGAGGAAUCCAAUGAUGUUACAGCUAUGUCCAUUGAUAGCUUGCAGAGUAGUUUGAUUGUGCAAGAACAAAGGAUGAAGAGACAGAUUGAAGUUACAGAUGAGCAAGCUUUGAAGGUCUCAAAUCCUGAGAAAGGUUAUGGUCGAGGGAGAGGAAGAAACAAUGGUGGUAGAGGUCGUGGCAGAGGAAGGCAAAACAAAGAGUUUGUUGAAUAA